AGAGAUUUUUGUGUGUAUCAUUGUUUGGUGAAAAUGGUAGCCGCCCSGGUCCACUCCUCCAGCUUAAUCAACUCGCCUCGGCUGGCGUAUGCUAUUGAAAUUGAGAGCUCACCUUGAAUCCAAGCGUUUGCCGCUCGGUUCUCCGGAUCUGCAUAUUCGUGUCCGUGGCUAAGAUAAAAUCUCUGUAGUGUGACUGGAGAUACACACACACACAGGGCGAUGGCUAGAGCUGGAGGAAUUACUAACGCAGUGAACGUAGGGAUAGCGGUUCAAGCCGAUUGGGAGAAUCGCGAGUUCAUAUCUCAUAUUUCCAUCAAUGUCCGUCGUCUCUUUGAUUUCCUCGUUCAUUUUGAGGCAACAACAAAGAGCAAGUUGGCAUCUUUGAACGAGAAGCUUGAUACUCUGGAGCGGCGGCUUGAAAUGCUUGAAGUCCAAGUCAGUACUGCAUCUGCUAAUCCAUCUCUUUUUACCACUUAAUGUUUACUCCACCUUGUAUAAAAACAGGCAGUUCCCUUGUAAUAUUUGUCUUGUUUCCAUUAGUGCCAACGAAAUAUGAGGAUCUUGUAACCCAGUUUAUGAGUUCAUAUUGAUAGUAAAGCCAUAUCUGUCUAGUA
Messenger RNA from Momordica charantia (bitter melon), 614 nucleotides. RefSeq names its product BRICK1 (gene BRK1). Gene Ontology annotation, cellular component: SCAR complex. Gene Ontology annotation, biological process: regulation of actin polymerization or depolymerization; cell motility; actin filament organization. The record is from RefSeq and is a predicted model, not a curated record. Gene Ontology annotation, molecular function: protein-containing complex binding. Lineage: Eukaryota; Viridiplantae; Streptophyta; Magnoliopsida; Cucurbitales; Cucurbitaceae.